This is a messenger RNA of Thlaspi arvense, 1080 nucleotides long. The record is from the annotation of a GenBank genome assembly. NCBI's taxonomy places the organism in Eukaryota, Viridiplantae, Streptophyta, Magnoliopsida, Brassicales, Brassicaceae.
AUGGAGAGAGUCGGGGGAAAAUUAGCUAAACUUCGCUCGCAACUUGCUAAAUCUGACUCCCUCUUCUUCCUCUACUUCAUCUACUUCUUGUUCUUCUCCUUUUUAGGGUUAUUGGCACUCAAGAUCUCGAAGCCAAGAACCACUUCACGUCCUCAUGACUUGGACCUCUUCUUUACUUCUGUCUCCGCCAUCACCGUCUCUUCCAUGUCCACCGUGGACAUGGAAGUCUUCUCCAACACUCAGCUUAUCUUCCUCAUUAUCCUCAUGUUACUCGGCGGCGAGAUCUUCACCUCCUUUCUCAGCCUCUACUUAUCCCAUUUUACCAACUUUGUCUUCCCUCAUAACAAGAUUAGACAUCUAAAGGGCUCUUUUAAGGAGGACCGCAGGAUCGAGGAUCGCCAUAGUGACCCCGAGAAUGCUACAGAUAGUCGUGAAGGUCCUAGCCAGAUAAAGGAAAGGGCGUCUAAGUGCUUGUACUUGGUGGUUCUUGGAUACCAUCUUGUAGCAAACGUAGCUGGCUCUGUGUUGCUUCUUGUGUACGUAAACUUUGUUAAAACGGCAAGAGAUGUUCUUAGUUCCAAAGAAAUCUCAUCUCUCACCUUCUCUGUCUUCACAACUGUCUCCACCUUCGCAAACUGCGGAUUUGUUCCCACGAAUGAGAACAUGAUUAUCUUUCGCAAGAAUUCGGGUCUCCUCUGGCUCUUAAUCCCUCAAGUAUUGAUGGGGAACACUUUGUUCCCUUGCUUCUUGGUGUUGCUCAUUUGGGGACUUAAUAAGAUCACAAGGCGUGAAGAGUUUGGUUAUAUUCUGAAGAACCACAAGAAGAUGGGAUAUUCUCAUCUACUCUCCGUUCGCCUUUGUGUUAUUCUUGGAUUGACGGUGUUAGGGUUUCUAAUGAUACAACUUCUUUUCUUCUGCGCCCUUGAAUGGAGCUCGGAGUCUCUUGAAGGAAUGAGUUGGUACGAGAAGUUCGUUGGAUCGUUGUUUCAAGUGGUGAACUCGAGACACACCGGAGAAACAGUUGUCGACCUCUCCACACUUUCCCCAGCUAUCUUAGUACUCUUCAUCAUCAUGAUGUGA